Triticum dicoccoides is the source of this 1402-nucleotide messenger RNA. Its product is annotated as pseudo histidine-containing phosphotransfer protein 5-like. NCBI's taxonomy places the organism in Eukaryota, Viridiplantae, Streptophyta, Magnoliopsida, Poales, Poaceae. The transcript is spliced from 9 exons. Gene Ontology annotation, molecular function: histidine phosphotransfer kinase activity; protein histidine kinase binding. Gene Ontology annotation, biological process: phosphorylation; cytokinin-activated signaling pathway; phosphorelay signal transduction system. The record is from RefSeq and is a predicted model, not a curated record. Gene Ontology annotation, cellular component: nucleus; cytoplasm. Bases 608 to 1066 code for a protein of 152 amino acids.
GAGGAUUGGUCGCCGGGGCUCCUGUCGACGAAUCGCCCGCCCGCCAAUCCCUCGCCCGGGCGUAGGCAUCACCGGGGCUUUGCCUUUGCCCAGCCCCAAUCCGGGCGUCACUUGGGGGGGAAAGUGGGUCUCCAUGCGCCAUCACAUCUGCCGCGGAAUCGACGUAUCUAAAAAGAGAGGCCUGGCAUGCUUUCCGAAGGGUGUUGUCAUGUGAAUGUUCUGUAUGUAAAGGGAAAGUGAUGCAGCUGCAAGGAUGAAGAGUGAAAACCAUGCUAUAGGAUCUUUAUAUAAAUGCAUGCAACAUUCAGGGAAGGUUUGCAGAUGUCAAAUUUGUAUGCUCGAUGAUGUGCGAUGUAGAAAAAAUGGACUGAGGGUAGUAACCCAUCUGCAUAGACCAAAGAAGAAAGGCUUGGGUUUCUACACGCCAAUAUAAAGGAGGAGCAUCACAGUCUGUUGAUGUUCAAGUCAUUCUCCAAAAUGUGAAUAGAUGCUGCACACGCUGCAACAAAACCAUUUGCAUAUAGAGAUCGACCAGUUGGAUAUGCAUUUUGUGCUUGCCUCCCACAGCCCCUGCUUAGCCUCUUUUCCCAUCGUUCAACACUUAUAAAUGGAGUAUGCUAAUUUACGACGCCAAGCAGCAUCCUUGAAAAGGAGCCUCUUUGAUCAGGGGUAUUUGGAUGAGCAAUUUUGCCAGGUUGAGGACUUGCAGGAUGAAGCAAGCCCCAAUUUUGCAGAAGAAGUGGUCUCCUUGUUCUUCAAGGACUCAGCGAGGCUAGUGACAAACAUUGAGCAAGCUAUGGAGAAGUAUCCAAAAGAUUUCAAUAGAUGGGAUGCACACAUGCAGCAGCUUAGAGGCAGCUGUUUUAGCAUCGGCGCUUCUAAGAUGAACAAUGAGUGCACAUCUUUCAGGAACAGCUGUGGAGAAGAAAAUGCUGAAGGCUGCAGGAGAACUUUCCAGAAAGUGAAGAGGGAGCAUGCUAUUCUGAGGCAGAAGCUGGAGUCCUACUUCCAGCUGCUGCGACAAGCUGGUCCUGCUAGGGCCGCGACCAGGCCUGGAAGCAUGUAAGGCGCUGGCGCUUUACAGGGAGGUGAACCAGUAUAUCUCUAUACGGGAUUGUUGCAGAGGAAGAAGACCCAGGAACAGGAGACAUGCCUGGCGUUAGUUCAUUAAUGCCUGAAAGAUACCGUAUAAUGAUCAUAAAAAAGGUAUCAUAGUAAUAUAAUCAUAAGGGCACCAUGUUGGUGUCCUGUUGGAUAAUAGUCUGAUAUAGUCGUAUCAUGUCAUGUCCGCGCUUAUGUACGGUAAAUAAAACCAACCGAGCUUGCAAGUGUCUGUUACGGAGUAUUAAUUAAUUAAUUUAUUGACAAGGAGCCUGUGAAUGAAUGUUUGCACAACAGCCAA